Molecule: messenger RNA, 996 nt
Organism: Merops nubicus (carmine bee-eater)
Lineage: Eukaryota; Metazoa; Chordata; Aves; Coraciiformes; Meropidae
Gene: MC4R
Product: melanocortin 4 receptor
Exons: 1
Coding region: 1-996 (331 amino acids)
Biological process (GO): G protein-coupled receptor signaling pathway
Cellular component (GO): membrane
Molecular function (GO): melanocyte-stimulating hormone receptor activity
Source: RefSeq, a predicted model, not a curated record
AUGAAUUUCACCCAGCACCGUGGGACCAUCCAGCCUCUCCAUUUCUGGAACCACAGCUAUGGACUGCAUGGAGCUGCCAGCAAACCCAAUGCAAAGGGCCACUCUUCAGGAGGCUGCUACGAGCAACUGUUUGUAUCCCCCGAGGUGUUUGUGACUCUGGGCAUCAUCAGCCUGCUGGAGAAUGUUUUGGUCAUUGUGGCGAUAGCCAAGAACAAGAACCUCCAUUCGCCCAUGUACUUCUUCAUCUGUAGCUUGGCAGUGGCUGAUAUGUUAGUGAGUGUGUCUAAUGGCUCAGAAACUAUUGUCAUCACGUUGCUAAACAAUACAGACACAGACGCGCAGAGCUUUACCAUAAACAUUGACAAUGUCAUUGACUCAGUGAUUUGCAGUUCCUUGCUUGCAUCAAUUUGCAGUCUCCUCUCAAUAGCAGUGGACAGGUACUUUACUAUCUUUUAUGCCCUCCAGUACCAUAAUAUCAUGACGGUGAAGCGCGUAGGGGUCAUCAUCACAUGCAUCUGGGCUGCUUGCACAGUCUCGGGCAUAUUGUUCAUCAUUUACUCUGACAGCAGUGUUGUCAUCAUCUGCCUUAUUAGCAUGUUCUUCACUAUGCUCAUUCUCAUGGCAUCCCUCUAUGUCCACAUGUUUAUGAUGGCUCGGACACAUAUCAAAAAGAUUGCUGUUCUUCCAGGGACUGGUCCUGUUCACCAAGGGGCCAACAUGAAAGGAGCCAUCACUCUCACCAUCCUGAUUGGAGUUUUUGUUGUGUGCUGGGCUCCAUUUUUCCUGCACCUGAUUUUCUACAUCUCCUGCCCCUACAACCCUUACUGCCUGUGCUUCAUGUCCCACUUUAACUUCUACCUUAUCCUUAUCAUGUGCAAUUCCAUCAUCGAUCCACUUAUCUAUGCAUUCCGGAGUCAGGAGCUCAGGAAAACAUUCAAGGAGAUUAUAUGCUGCUGUAGCCUGAGAGGGCUUUGUGAUUUGCCUGGCAAAUAUUAA